This is a messenger RNA of Carassius auratus (goldfish), 4283 nucleotides long. RefSeq names its product UPF0183 protein C16orf70 homolog. Bases 972 to 2249 code for a protein of 425 amino acids. NCBI's taxonomy places the organism in Eukaryota, Metazoa, Chordata, Actinopteri, Cypriniformes, Cyprinidae. The transcript is spliced from 16 exons. Gene Ontology annotation, cellular component: synaptic vesicle membrane; dendrite; trans-Golgi network. The record is from RefSeq and is a predicted model, not a curated record. Gene Ontology annotation, biological process: Golgi to plasma membrane protein transport.
GAAGCUGAACUAUCAGCUGGUGUUUUGGAUGGAAGUUGCUUUUGGCACGAAGGCGUUCUUUCUUUAUCAUCUUAAGCAAAUCUUAAACGGCAAAGACACCGGAAAAUAAAGCUGCAUGUAACAGCGCGCCAUCUCCAGCAAGCGAAACGGCGGAAAACAAGAGAAAUCGGCGUUAUUAUGAACAGAUGAUGGUCUUAAGUGCUUAUCUGUUUUCUUACUGUUAAAUCAUCGGAAAGAAAGAAAACAACGUCAGGCGAGGCUCGUGCUAGUCACUGAUAGUCUGAUGUGUGUAACUUAUGUUGAUUCAUCUCGACCUGCGAUCUUUGCCACAAAUAGCUUAAAUGCGUGUAAUGUAACUCGUUGAGCACAAAAUGUUCUUCGUUCGGUGUAAUAAUUAGUAGCAUAUGUGUUUUAUUUGAUUCAGGAGUGAGUCAAAGAUCAGAUCAAAGCUUUUUUUCUUGUUUACAGCAGAAAGCAGUUUUAAAAAAAUAAUGCAUGCGCCUACAUAUUGGUCAUAAGAUAAAUAACGCCUUGAAUUAAUUUGUGCGUAUGGAAGUUGAUAAAAGAGCAGCAACCUGUAACCAGUUAUUAAUUCUUGACAUCAGCUCGUCGUGACUGAAAUACAGUUUGUUUAAUUUAUUCUAUAACUUUGUCAUAUUGACCUUUUUAUCCGUGUCUUUAUAAGUGUGUAUUUGUUAUUCAGUUGAUAGUGUUAUUUAUAAACAUGGUGACAGUGGAAUGCAUUGAUAGCUGCAUUGCAUCACUUGUGUUUUGACAUAUCUGACGUCAGGGGUGCCGUGUGUCACUCAAACUGUGUUUAAAGUGUGUGGGGGCUUUUUAAACAUACUACUUCGUCAUAUUUGGACUUAUCUGCUGAUUUAACGGUGGAUUAUUCGAGAUAUUUCGAGAGGGAAGACUCAGAUCUGGCACAGUCGGAGGUCCUCGUUGAUAUCCCCAAUUUCUCCCCGCCAAUGCUGGAUCUGGAGGUCGUUCCUGAGCGAUCUUUGGGAAAUGAACAAUGGGAAUUCGCAUUAGGGAUGCCAUUGGCCCAGGCCAUUUCCAUAUUACAGAAACACUGCCGAAUCAUCAAAAAUGUCCAGGUGCUCUACAGCGAACAAAUGCCACUCAGCCACGACCUCAUUCUCAACUUGACUCAGGAUGGAAUUAAACUGCUGUUUGACGCCUGCAAUCAGAGACUGAAGGUGAUCGAAGUGUACGAUUUGAGCAAAGUAAAACUGAAAUACUGUGGAGUGCAUUUCAACUCUCAGUCAAUAGCUCCUACUAUUGAGCAGAUUGAUCAGUCUUUUGGCGCUACUCAUCCAGGAGUCUACAAUGCUGCUGAGCAGCUCUUCCACCUGAACUUCAGAGGGCUUUCAUUUUCCUUCCAGCUGGACUCCUGGAGUGAAGCUCCUAAAUAUGAGCCUAACUUUGCCCAUGGCUUGGCCUCCCUGCAGAUUCCCCAUGGGGCCACUGUGAAACGGAUGUACAUUUACUCUGGAAACAACCUUCAAGAAACCAAGGCUCCGGUGAUGCCUCUGGCCUGUUACCUUGGUAAUGUGUAUGCAGAGAGUGUGGAGGUGUUGAGAGACGGGGCGGGACCGCUGGGUCUCAAACUUCGUCUACUCACCGCAGGAUGUGGCCCAGGAGUGUUGGCUGAUUCUAAAGUGCGGGCUGUUGAGAGAAACAUCUACUUUGGAGAUUCUUGUCAGGAUGUUUUGAGUGCUCUUGGCUCCCCACAUAAGGUCUUCUACAAGUCAGAGGAUAAGAUGAAGAUCCAUUCACCCUCCCCUCACAAGCAAGUCCCGUCCAAAUGUAAUGACUACUUCUUUAACUAUUAUAUACUGGGAGUGGAUAUACUGUUUGACUCUACAACCCACCUGGUCAAAAAAUUUGUCCUUCACACCAAUUACCCUGGUCACUACAACUUCAACAUAUAUCAUCGGUGCGAUUUCAAGAUCCCUCUUAUCAUUAAAAAAGAGAGGGCAGAUGCUCAGAGUGAGAACUGCUUUCUGACCACUUACAGCAAAUGGGAUCAGAUUCAGGAGAUUCUAGGACAUCCCAUGGAGAAACCAGUUGUGCUACACCGGUCUUCGUCUGCAAACAACACCAACCCUUUCGGUUCCACAUUUUGCUUUGGACUACAGCGGAUGAUAUUUGAGGUCAUGCAGAAUAACCACAUAGCUUCCGUGACUCUCUACGGAGCACCUUGUCCAAGUAGCCUGGCCCGUGCCGAGCCUAGUGCCCACUGAGGAAGUCGCCGUGCCCACAGUGCCCGUCCAGCCCUGCAGAGCCUCUGAACUGACCAGCAGAGUGUGCCUUCACUCAAUGCUGCCAUCACACAAGCUAAAGCAAGACAUGCUGGGAGUUUCUGUUCAUCCUAAUAGAGGCCACAAUUCGGUCUCCUCAUCCAAUAAUAGCAUGGAGGCUGCCCUCAGCCUGCUAAUUAUCCCAGAUAACCAUGCAAACCUGGCUCCGCCCCCAAAGCUUUAACCCAGAUCUGCAUCAGCAUCAGCAUCGUUCUAGUACUUGUGAAUGCACAGUGAUUUAUUUCCACUCAAGCAUAUUUAUGCAUUCUUUUUUUUGCCUAACCUUCUAAAAAGUUCCAUACCAGAUGCAGCAAAUAUUAAACAGAUCUCUCCUCUGCACACUAAACACUUUAACAAAAACACACAUGAAUUCAACUUCGUUUGCUUUCUGGCAAGCAGAGGAUGAGAGCAAAGGCAAAUGAGGACAUACUUUCGCAGCAGUGUGUUUUGUAUGCAUUUACGUAAGGUUCCAAGCACAAGCAAGCACAGUAUGGAUCCAGUGCUGUGAAAAUAUUCUUGUGGCACAUGAGCAGGCUCAGAUAGACACAUAACGAUUCAUCGACUCAUUUCAUACCAAGUCAACAGCACAGAUUACCUCCCAUUUCAAUACCGUACAUCCACUUUAUGGUCGAUUCUGUUAUUGUUUUGUUGUUUGUGAGCGCAUUAGUUUUGAACAUUUGCACUAAAAAUGCACCUAAUUUACUUGAUAAUUGUCUCCUGUCCACUGAGGAACAUUUUAACUGCUGAGUCUCGGAGAGAAAGGACGGCGGGGAGGGAACGACGACGUGCAAUCUUGAUUUCAAAGCUAGUUGCGACCCUGACUGGAGAGAAAACAUCCACCCAUCGCUGUUUCAUCCGCUGGAUGCUGUCAAUUUUUUUUUUUUUUUUUUUGUGCCCAGUAGAAAGAUGUGAAGUGCUUUUACCUUAUUCAGUAUCUUAAAGUCUUAACAGAACAACAGAAUUGUCUUCUGUCGCCUGAUUGCCAAAUCGCUAGCCAAAGAAGAAACAACAGUUAGCUUUCAGUCAUUUUAAAUUCACAUCAUAAAAACAUUCCCUGUUGAUUUGAUCCAUACAGACCCUGAAUUGUUUUUAACAUAGCGACUCAAAUGAUUCAUUGGUUUUUAAUGCUUUAAAGCUUCCUUUCUUGCUUUUUACUCUGCAGAUUUGUUUCUGUAGUAAGUAGACGUGAUGUUUUCUGUAGUCAUGUCUGAUAUGUCCAUGCCUGUACAGAUCUGUAAUUAAGAUGCACAAUUUUCAUUGUUUAAUCAGUCUACCAGUACCGUAUCAGAUCAGCUGACAUCUGGAACUGGUUUUCUUUGCCAGCCAUUGAGGGUCACUAUAGCAGCUUCCCUCCACUGUUUUCCUGGAUGAAAUCGCCUACAUUUGAGCACUUUCAGGAGGAUUUAACAGAGUUGACUAGAACAUUUUAACAACAGUAGAUGGUUUGUUCACCUCUAACUACUGUUCAUUGCUGUGCUGCCUUGCAGUGUAGCCACCUGUGGCUGUCAAGCUCCAGUUCUCUGGUGUCGUUCCCACCUCCCUCCAAGCUUCUGCAGUGUGUGCUUCAGGCUAAUUCUGGUAUUUAUAGCUUUCUGUUUCAGUAGCCUCUCAUUAACUGUGUUGGAAGGCCAUCAGUGGUGUUUUUCAUAUGUUUUACCCUCAGCUUUUGGUCAUUUACAAGGAAGAUGCUAUUAACAUAUAGUGCCUCAUUUCCCACCGAGCCUGUCUUGACUUUUUCUCUGUAAAUGAAAUUGUUUGAAAAACUGCUUUGUGUAUGUCUGAGCAUGUAAAGAUACAUUUAUAGUUAUAGUCCUUUUGUUUCAAAAAAACAAACCUGAAUAUUAGAGGAACUAAGAAAAAACUGACUUGUUGAGGAAUGAACUCUUGUCAUGAAGGGCUAGUUUACUAUAGAAAAAGCCUUUUUCUGGCACGGAAUAAAUAAAAUUGCAACCUUAUCUAACUUGUUUCUUUCAAUUG